This is a messenger RNA of Caenorhabditis angaria, 866 nucleotides long. The record is from the annotation of a GenBank genome assembly. Lineage: Eukaryota; Metazoa; Nematoda; Chromadorea; Rhabditida; Rhabditidae.
AUGUGGAAAAUAAUCAUCAUUUGUCUAUGCUUUGUUGCAGUACAUUCAAAUUCAGGUAUUUAUGAUUAUUUUAUUAUGUACCCUUAACGUUAUGGGUACUGUAUGUGCCUUUAAAUAUAGCAACAUCACUUCCCAGGAACAUACCCAGGAUGCGUUGCGUUUAUGCGACGCGGUUGGAAAACAAGUAUUUUCAGUUUGAUCAGAAAUAUUGGAGGGAUUCAACCGCGUCGCAUGAACGCAACGCACCCAGAAACAUUGAGAAAAAAAAUUAGUUUUCAGACAGCCCUGACUCUCCGAUCUCUGUACCUCCGACUGUCAUUUCAUCUUCCUCAUCCAUCGAUAUCGACAAAGAAUUGGCCGAAAUUGCCAGCUCAUGCCUAACUAAAAAUGAUAACCUAGAAAUGGUAGAAUAUGCAAUUGGACCAAGUCACGCAGCAUUGCUCACUGAGACUCUUAUCAAGUUCGCUGUACAUUUAAUUGCGUAUAGUGAAAUGCGCGCUGCUCUCGGAUUACCUCCUCCAGGACCAUGGAAACACUAUAUAGAGCGGAGUAAAGAAGAAUUUGCAUCUGCAACUCCAGAAGAAUACUUUGAAUUUAAAGAGGAGAGCAAUUCUUGGUUUAGUCUUGAUAGCGAGUUUUUUAUGGAGAAGAAUUUUCCACCAGUUAUCAGAUUUUUGGAUAAACGAUUUCCUGCAAUUCGAAAGAUUUUUAAACAUCGAUUUAAUAAUAUUCAUCGAGCAAAUCCAAUUGAUCGAAAAACUGUUGAUGCGAUUUGGAACGAAUAUUCUGACCAUAUGAAUCCUAACAAUAAAAAAAUGAAUCGUGCAAUUAGGUCUUUAGUGUUUGACGUGUGUCCUGACGAAUAG